This is a messenger RNA of Brettanomyces nanus, 699 nucleotides long. RefSeq lists its product as uncharacterized. The coding region runs from base 1 to 699 and encodes 232 amino acids. Gene Ontology annotation, molecular function: riboflavin synthase activity. Gene Ontology annotation, biological process: riboflavin biosynthetic process. Lineage: Eukaryota; Fungi; Ascomycota; Pichiomycetes; Pichiales; Pichiaceae. The transcript has a single exon. The record is from RefSeq and is a predicted model, not a curated record.
AUGUUUACCGGUAUCGUCGAAGCAAUUGGAGAAGUCAAAGAGUAUCUUUCCUCGGAUAUAUCGGAAGCAGGCGGAAAUGGUGCCUCGGUGACCAUCAAAAAUGCUGAUUCCAUAUUAGGAGAUUGUCACCUUGGAGACUCGAUCGCCAUCAAUGGCACAUGUCUUACGGUUACGAGGUUCGACAGCGAUACGUUUAAGGUUGGUAUCUCGGACGAAACCUUGAGAAGGACUAAUCUAGGUCUUUUAAGUCGCGGAGAUAAAGUGAACUUAGAAAGAGCCAUUUCUGGAAACGUGAGGUUCGGUGGUCAUAUGGUUCAGGGCCAUAUAGACACUGUUGCCAAGAUAGUGGACAGACAAGCCGAUGGAAAUUCGAUAUCCUUCCAAUUCCAAUUGAGAGAUAGAGAGUUCAUCAAUUAUAUUGUCCUUAAAGGAUUUAUCGCUGUCGAUGGAACCAGUUUGACAGUUACUGACGUUGAUUAUAGAGAAGCCGCUUUCAAGAUCAUGAUGGUAGCUUACACACAGAACAAAGUGGUUCUCCCCAAAAAGAGACUUGGCGAUUUGGUAAAUGUCGAGGUUGAUCUUACUGGCAAGUUGAUUGCUCGCCAGGUUGAGUUACAACUUGAAGGACAAGCUUUCAAUAAGAACUCCACCUUGUACAAGUUGGUCAGUAAGAUAGUGGACCAGAAGUUGGCCAAUUAA